This is a messenger RNA of Hippopotamus amphibius kiboko, 4010 nucleotides long. RefSeq names its product SET nuclear proto-oncogene (gene SET). Gene Ontology annotation, biological process: nucleosome assembly. The coding region runs from base 367 to 1200 and encodes 277 amino acids. NCBI's taxonomy places the organism in Eukaryota, Metazoa, Chordata, Mammalia, Artiodactyla, Hippopotamidae. Gene Ontology annotation, molecular function: histone binding; chromatin binding. Gene Ontology annotation, cellular component: nucleus; chromatin. The record is from RefSeq and is a predicted model, not a curated record. The transcript is spliced from 8 exons.
UGCCGCCCGCCCCUCGCCGUGAGGAGGAGGUGGAGGAGGAGGCGGCUCGGGGAGAUCGAGCAGCGAGCUGGAGCGCGGAGCGUGAGUGAGGGAGCCGAGCCGCCUGCCCGCUCGCCGCCGCCGCCUCCCCUCCGUAAGCAGGAGCCCGGGCCGGGGCCCGGCACGCCGCCGCAGCUCCUCCCUCGUCGCCAGGCCGCGAGGGCAGCGCGCGCGAGCCAGGGGGAGGGAGAGCGAGCGAGCGCCGGGAGGAGGCGGCCGGACCGAGCGAGCGCCCGCGCGUGUGGCGUGAGGGGAAGCCGCUGCCCGCCCCCUUCGCCUUCCCUUCGCUCCCCCUCCCCGCUCCCCCCCCGACCGCGGAGCAGCACCAUGUCGGCGCCGGCGGCCAAAGUCAGUAAAAAGGAGCUCAACUCCAACCACGACGGGGCCGACGAGACCUCAGAAAAAGAACAGCAAGAAGCAAUUGAACAUAUUGAUGAAGUACAAAAUGAAAUAGACAGACUUAAUGAACAAGCCAGUGAGGAGAUUUUGAAAGUAGAACAGAAAUAUAACAAACUCCGCCAACCAUAUUUUCAGAAGAGGUCGGAAUUGAUCGCCAAAAUCCCAAAUUUUUGGGUAACAACAUUUGUUAACCAUCCACAAGUGUCUGCACUGCUUGGGGAGGAGGAUGAAGAGGCGCUGCAUUAUUUGACAAGAGUUGAAGUGACAGAAUUUGAAGAUAUUAAAUCAGGUUACAGAAUAGAUUUUUAUUUUGAUGAAAACCCUUACUUCGAAAAUAAAGUUCUCGCCAAAGAAUUUCAUCUGAAUGAGAGUGGUGAUCCAUCUUCAAAGUCCACUGAAAUCAAAUGGAAAUCCGGAAAGGAUUUGACGAAACGUUCAAGUCAAACACAGAAUAAAGCCAGCAGGAAGAGACAGCAUGAGGAACCAGAAAGCUUCUUCACCUGGUUUACUGAUCAUUCUGAUGCAGGUGCAGAUGAGUUAGGAGAGGUCAUCAAAGAUGAUAUUUGGCCAAAUCCAUUACAGUACUACUUGGUUCCGGACAUGGAUGAUGAGGAAGGGGAAGGAGAAGAAGAUGAUGAUGAUGAUGAAGAGGAAGAAGGACUGGAAGAUAUUGAUGAAGAAGGGGAUGAGGAUGAAGGUGAAGAAGAUGAAGAUGAUGAUGAGGGGGAGGAAGGAGAGGAAGAUGAAGGAGAAGAUGACUAAUGGAACACUGAUGGAUUCCAACCUUCCUUUUUUAAUUUUCUCCAGUCCCUGGGAGCAAGUUGCAGUCUUUUUUUUUUUUUUUUUUUUUUUGUCUUUUUUUUUGUCUUUUUUUUUUCCUCCUCUUGUGCUCAGUCGCCCUGUUUUUGAGGUCUCUUUUCUCUUUAUACCAUGGUUCACAACCUAUUUUGGGGGGAAAUACCUUGAGCAGAAUUGAGUGGGAAAAGAAUCUCUACCCCUUUCUGUUCCAAAUUCAUUUUUAUCCCUUCCUGUCUCAACAAAAACUUUAUGGAAUCAACACCACCAUGCUCUGUGGGAAAAAAGAAAAACCUUCUGCUCCCUUAGCUCUGCUGGAAGCUGGAGGGUGCUAGGCCCCUGUGUAGUAGUGCAUAGAAUUCUAGCUUUUUUCCUCCUUUCUCUGUAUAUUGGGCUCAGAGAUUACACUGUGUCUCUAUGUGAAUAUGGACAGUUAGCAUUUACCAACAUGUAUCUGUCUACUUUCUCUUGUUUAAAAAAAGAAAAAAAAACUUAAAAAAAUGGGGUUAUAGAAGGUCAGCAAAGGGUGGGUUUGAGAUGUUUGGGUGGGUUAAGUGGGCAUUUUGACAACAUGGCUUCUCCUUUGGCAUGUUUAAUUGUGAUGUUUAACGGACAUCCUUGCAGUUUAAGAUGACACUUUUAAAAUAAAAUUCUCUCCUAAUGAUGACUUGAGCCCUGCCACUCGAUGGGAGAAUCAGCAGAACCUGUAGGAUCUUAUUUGCAAUUGACAUUCUCUAUUGUAAUUUUGUUCCUGUUUAUUUUUAAAUUUUUCUUUUUGUUUCACUGGAAAGGAAAGAUGAUGCUCAGUUUUAAACGUUAAAAGUGUACAAGUUGCUUUGUUACAAUAAAACUAAAUGUGUACACAAAGGAUUUGAUGCUUUUCUCUUAGAACAGAUAUACUUAGUAUGACUUUCCAAGUUUGACUUGUAUAAGAUUGUUGUCAAACUUUGUCACCGUAACUUCGUAGUUUUUGAUACGCACUUUGCAGGGUGACCUCAGGGCUAUGUUGAUUGAGUAAAGGGAUUUGAAUCAAUGUAUUAAUGUCUCCAUAGCUGGGAACCCAUCAUGGGUACAAUUUGCCAUCAGUUUCUGAAUUUUUUCACAUCAUUGGGGAUACCAGAUUGCUGAAAACUCAGUUCUGAAUAUGUUGUACCCUUGAUUUGUAUCUCAAAUUGGCAUUUCCAAAUACGGGCUUUUAUUUACCUGGAUAUAAUAAUAGUGCCUGCCACCACCAUCAGACAGACCUGGUGCUCUACUGCCAAGUUAACACACAGGGCAAUUGUUGGCAUGUCUUCACUGGCACUGUAAGAUGUGGCCGAGAAGACAGGCUUUCAGAGUAAGAAGUCCGUAUUGGUGGUAAGAAACUCAGGUUAGGAGUACUUUUGUCUCAAAGUACCAGCUCUUUAGCAUAUAGCUCUCAAAUGAGACCUGUCUGUGAAUCUGGGGGAGAUGACGGACUGCUCUGUCUGCUAAAUGCCGUUGUGCAUAAAUCACAUUUUGAGAAACUACCUAAUGCACAAGCUUUUUAAUGCUGUAAAAUAUAGUAGCUAAAAUUAAAUGCCACUUAGCUUUUUCAAAGAUGAAUUAAUGGACAGCCUGGUCAGAUUCAAAGCUUUUUGAUGUAUAAAAACUUUAUAAAUGGAACUACUCCAUCCAUAGGCAAAGUGUAACAAAAACCUGUCUAGAUGGAUAGUAUGUAAUUUCUGCACAGGUCUCUGUAGCAAAUACAUCACUGUAUACCGGUCAGGAAUCUUGCUCCAAUAAAGGAACAUAAAGAUUUUUUUGACUGGGGUCAUUCUCCUUGUUUUAUAGGGAAAUGUUACUAUUUGCUUUUGGAUUUUAGAUGAUGAGCUAGUUUUUUUGCUUUGUGUUUUGGUCGGUAUUUGUGUUUGUAGUGACGGGGAAACGGGGAGAGCUGCCCUUCAGAUAGUUGAGUAAGUAUAGCAUUGCUACAUCUACAUGGAAGGGUAUAUUUGGAAGUCAUGGAGAAAUAAAAAAAUUACUUGGAAUGUAGUAGAUUCCUGAGGGGCUUUAGUAUUUUGAUUUUGAAGUCUCAACAUUUAAGGGACUUUUCCCUGGGGGAAGAAAAACAAUAUUCACUUGAAAUGAUACUCAGGAAGUAAGCCUGUGAUUUUUGCUUCACAGAGUGACAGCUUACCAAAACUGGCUUUCAUGUGCUGGCGAAGUUGUAGCACUGUUAGGUUAUUUAAUCAAACUACAGUGUUUAUUUUGGGGAAUAUGGCAAAAAAAAUAAAAAUAGGAGCCCCUAAUGUUAAUUUCCUCCCAAUCACUGAGACAACCCUUUAGCUUCCGAAAUCUCAGGAAGGUUGUGCUAGGCUGUGAGAAGGCAGAAGGGGCACCCUUAGUGUAUUGGAAAAUGGCUACAAAGUAGUGUGCACUGUUCCCAGCUGCAAGAGUUCUUGGGCUGGCCCUGAGGCAAGUAUGUUUUCGAAAGUGCCAGGUGAGUGGCUCAAAGCUUAAAGAGAAAAUAGUGGCUGUUAAGGCCGUUUCUCUGGGACAUCCUCUUCAGAAACUGCUUAUGAGGGGACCUCAGUAACUACGUGAAUUGGGACAUAGAGGACAGUAGGUUGUAAUGUGUCUACACUUACCUUAGUUUCAAAACUUUUAAGGAAUGUUCUGCAAUCAGGUUGUCUCUCCGAUGAUACACUGAUUUUCAAGAUUUUAGUCUGUGCUCUGACCUCCAUGACAGGCCCUUACUAUUUCAACCAACGCUGGCUCUAAAAUGUAGCGUUUAAAUGUCCAUGGAGUACCUGAAU